Messenger RNA from Neurospora tetraspora, 1188 nucleotides. RefSeq lists its product as uncharacterized. Lineage: Eukaryota; Fungi; Ascomycota; Sordariomycetes; Sordariales; Sordariaceae. The transcript has 5 exons. Bases 1 to 1188 code for a protein of 395 amino acids. Gene Ontology annotation, molecular function: nucleic acid binding. The record is from RefSeq and is a predicted model, not a curated record.
AUGGAUAUCGCUGCUCUCUUUGCGGUCUUCUCGGAGACCACCUCCCAACCUCAGUCCUCCGUUGCCGCGGUCGCAACCCCAGAGCAAGAGGCCAAAAGGCAAACACAGGAGAGGAAUAGGCUGGAAAAUUUGUGGUACAAGGAAUGGAUGGCAAUGAGAGGCCGCUACCCCCGUUUAUUCCGUGGCCGUAUCAUCGUCCAAGACGAACAGGACGAAGGCGGCGCCUAUGCCCGUGCCUUCCAAGCUGCCCAAUCUGCCGGUACCCACGUCAACACGCCCGAAGCCACCCAAGUGGUGAUCUUCUCCGACGCAUCCAUGGACCCGCACCAACACAUCAACACCUUUGCCGGGGUGGGGGUAGCGUUCCGUCGCCAUGACCCAAGCUUGGCGGGCGCACCCAACGGCAUGGUGGAAAUCUGGGCGGGCUGGCCAGCGCUCAAUAUAACGAGCGCAGAGACCCUGGCUCUUUCCUUUGCAAUCCAUGUGGCCAUGGUCGAGCUGUACCGCUUGGAGGCCAGGUUGGAGGUGGAGGAGAGGCAGGAAAAGGAGGAGAGAAAGGCGAGGGAGUGGGAGGAGAGACGAGCAAGGAAGAUGGCCAAGCUACAUCGCAAGUUGGCAAAGAAGGAGAGGAGAAAGGAACGGGACGCAAAAAGAAGCAAGGAGCGUCUCCGAGAGAAAAAGAGAGAGAGAAAGGAGAGGAGGAUGGCUAGAAGAGAGCAGAAGAAACUGAAGAGGGCCGCCAAGUUUAAGCAAAGGCGGACAAAGGUCACCGUCAAGAUCUUCACCGACUCCACGGGCGCCCUUCUCAUGCUGGACGGCCAGCUCCCCAUCACCACUGCCGGCCUGCGCAUGUCCGCCAUGGCUGCCAUCGAGCAGUCCAUGGAGUUGGAGCGGCGUUUCAUCAACCGCGCCGCAUCCUCGGCUCUCAUGGACGUCGGACUCGAGCUGCACUGGGUGCCUGGCCACAGUAGACGAGAUGGAGAGGCAAGGAGCCUACAUAAGAAGGCGGACAAGGAGGCAAGGAGUUUCGACGACUGGUCCAGGCGGUGCGGGUCCCCGGUUGCCAGCGAGGAACUUGAGGCCUACGUUUCUGACCUGAAUGGCGACUUGCCCGAGUGCGACGAACCCGCCGUGUCUUUGCUCUUUGAGCACAUUGGCGAGUUGCCGCAGCAGCCGCUCUCCAGGUAG